Clupea harengus (Atlantic herring) is the source of this 2876-nucleotide messenger RNA. It is a transcript of the gene hykk.2, whose product is annotated as hydroxylysine kinase, tandem duplicate 2. The record is from RefSeq and is a predicted model, not a curated record. NCBI's taxonomy places the organism in Eukaryota, Metazoa, Chordata, Actinopteri, Clupeiformes, Clupeidae. Gene Ontology annotation, molecular function: amino acid kinase activity.
AAACGUUUUGACACAGACUUCCUAUUGGCAUCCACGAUUUACAUCUGUUUAUUGCGUUAUGCGUUUCUUGUCAUAGCUGUAGACAAAAUAAUUCGUUUUCUAAAGUCCCAGCUGCACGAGGUGGUUCGACUAAACACAAAGUUCCAGAGUCUGAUGAUACAUGCUUCGAAUUCGGAGCGCGCGCUGAAGCGCUCGUCGCCGCCACAGUGUACGCGUGAACAUGGCCAUUCCACGUAAUCAGUGCUGGACGUCUUUACGUAUGGGGAGAUUCUCAAACAGUGCAGAACGUCGUGUAGUUCGCUGCAGAGAGAGGACAUAGCAACGUCACAGGUUAAAUGGCAUCAAAGGACUCCAAACCGAAUCUCAGCCAUGCACACGUAUCUGAGUUAGUUAGACGCCUGUACGGCUUGAGUGAUUCUGAGAUCCGUCCACUUCCAAGCUACGAUGACCAAAACUUCUAUGUGUCUGUAAAAGAGGGUGGGGAGUAUGUGCUGAAGGUCAUGAACACCGGGGACAGCCAGAACCCCACUCUGCUGGAGCUGCAAACCCAUGCCAUGAACUUCCUGCACAGCAGGGGACUCCCUGCCCAGACUGCCAUUCCCACAAAAACUGGUCUGCUCAUGAGUCUCGAAGAGAUCGACUGUGGCUUUGGGCCUCAGAAGUACUUGGUGCGUUUGCUAACUUAUUUACCUGGUACAACUGUUGCCAAGAUCCCCAACUCUCCUACUAUCCUCUACGAAGUUGGAAAAAUGGCUGCCACCAUGGACAGAGUCUUCCAGGAAAUGGAACACCCCAAUCUGAGCGUUCUCCAGAGAAAGAACUUCAUCUGGAGCCUGUCCAGCAUCACCCUGCUGGAGAAGUACCUUCCUGUGAUGGACGGGGACCCUAUGCAGCAGGUCGUCAGCAAGGUCAUUGAACAGUACAAGGCUCAGGUGCUCCCCAAGAUGAGUGCCUUCCGCAAAUGUAUAAAUCAUGGAGAUUUCAACGAUCACAACAUUCUGGCAAUGCUGGACGGUCCUUCACAGUAUAAAAUAUCUGGCAUCUUGGACUUCGGGGAUAUGAGCAGUGGCUACUACAUCUUCGAGCUCGCCAUAGCCAUAAUGUACAUGAUGAUCGAGAACCCCAGUCCGGUGGAUGUAGGCGGCCACGUUCUGGCUGGCUACGAGAGUGUCUUUCCCCUGAACGAGGCCGAGAGAGACUGCCUCUUCCUGCUGGUCCUGUGCAGGUUCAGCCAGUCGCUAGUCUUGGCCCGUUACUCAGUGCUUCAGCAGCCCGAGAACGAGGAGUACCUGAUGAUCACGUCCCGGACUGGGAUCAAACACCUCAGUCGCAUGUGGGAGCUGGGCAAGCGAGAGGUGGACAAGAUCUGGUUUGAGUGCGCAAAGAAAUACAAAGAUCUGGUUUGAUUAUGCUAAAACAUACAAAGACCUGGUUUGAGUGCGCAAAGACAUACAAAGAUCUGGUCUGAGUGUGCUAAGGCACUACCAAGGUCUGUGGGAACUUUACUGUGAUGACUUCAGUCUGUUUCUAAUGAGGUUGUGGACAAAUCAUGAGUCAUUAUACUGGCGUGGGAAUCAGUUUUCAAGCCUUCUGUCUUCAGUGAAAGACACUGUACCCACUGCCGUCCUCAGGAACAAUGCAAUGUCACAUUCCAUGUGGGAGAAAUUAGGCCUUCAUUCUGUCAAUCCAUCCAAGUGUGCCAUCUUUUUUUUUAAUAAUGUUGUGAUGUAUUUGUCCAUGAAAUGCGUCCUCUGAGCCUUGUGUCUGUCUGAAGUCCAAUAAAGGAAACUCCUCCAGCAUCAGUGCUCCGCUCAGUUCAGCUCAGUUCAGCUCCGCUCCCUCGUGGGUUCACCCUUUCCCCUUGGCCCUCCCGUGUGUUGGGUGGGUGUUGUUUUGUUUUCAUGUCCUUCUGCUCGUCAGCGUGUUUUAGUUAAUAAAUAAAUACAUAAAUACCCCCCCCCCACCUGAGACAGCUAACAGUGUCUGCGCUGCACCUUUGGUUCAUGGUUUUAUCACACUUAUGAAAGAACUUUAACUGUGAACAUUGUACUUUGUUCUUUGUGCAUGUGAUUGUUUUUUUACAGGGCUCUGCGAGUACUUUGUACUCGAUGCUUUGGACAAAAGCGUCUGCUAAAUACUAAACUAUAACCACAGAUUUUUACUGCACCCCUUGGCCAUCUAAACCAUAAUGCCUUUUAUUUCAAUGGAGAAGAUAUCCAAUUAAAUAAUAAACAUUAAGGUCAAAAUGCAUUAGAUAAGGAGGAAGAUAUGACCACUGUUGUUAUAGUGCAAUAAAGCAUUGUUUCCACAAGUAUACUGGAGCCGUCGCUGCUGCAGCAUAGAUACUGUUAUAGUUCACCCCCUAACAGACAAGAUGUGGGCUACUGGCCAGAUUAUUGUUAUAGUUCACCCUUAACUCAGACAACAUGUGGGCUACUGACCAGAUUAUUGUUAUAGUUCACCCUUAAUUUAGACAAGAUGUGGGCUACUGACCAGAUUAUUGUUAUAGUUCACCCUUAACUACUGACCAGAUUAUUGGCUAAAAAAAACAUUACACUGGGUCACUCAGACAUACUUCCGUAGUGUUAAAAUGAGCAAGCGUAGUCGGUGCUAGAAGCUAGCUGAUAAUAGCAUCAUUUAGCUGAGCACCUUGGACAUUAUGUUUUGCAGCUGUCUGCUACAUGUAUGAUAAGACAGAAUCAUGACGAAUGUUUUUUUUUUGUUUUCUGUCCCAAUUAAUAACCUAUAAAUAUUCCAUAAUCUAAUAAUAUCCGAUAGUCUAAUAAUAAUAUUGUCUUGAAGAUGCCUUAUUAAUACAGACUCUAAAUACUGAAUUUUGAUUCACAAGAUUAAGAUAUAAGCUUAGGUGUAAAGAU